AUGCCAGAAGACAUUGGCAAACUCCCAAUCGACAUCACAUUUUCUCGUCUCGGAGAAUGGCUGGUUGAUCGGAAGAGAAUACCUGGAGACUGGAGAAAGCGAUUGGCAGCAGCGAGAGCUCGGAUUUCCAAGGAAUUCGCUUCCCUUCCUAAGGAUAUCAAUCCCUAUUUCAGUAGCUUAGAGGCUGAUGGAAUUGGUUACUUGGAGGCCAAACAGAUAUAUGAUAUUCUUGCGAAGUCAGCUCCAGAAACCCGGAAUAUAUUCGGCCGGCUAUCCGGUGCUGCUGGUGCUUGGGAAUCAAUUGUACGUUCUUUUGAGAAAGAUUAUGUAUAUCUUGGCGAGGCUGCUCAAAUAAUGGUUCAGAAUGUGAACUAUGAGAUUCCAUAUCAGAAAAAGCAGGUGCAAAAGAUUCAGCAACAAUUAGCAGAACUAGAGCACAAGGAAGCUGAUAUUAAGAGAAGUGCAGCUCUAUCAGCAGCCAAGUAUGUAGAGGCUUGUCAAGAACUUGGACUGCAGGGAAAAAAUGUGAGGUUGGAACUUUUAGAGACUGCAAAAUCACUUCCAAGUACAUUUAGCAAGAUUUUGGAAGUUUUAAAUGGUGAUUCUGUGUCAAGGGCUCUGGAGUAUUAUUCAAACUUUGUUAGAGAUGCUCACACAGACAUGGAUAGGUCUUUGGUCGUGUUGACAAACUUGAAAGAUUUACGUGAGCAUCCCCCAUCAUUGAAUGUCCCUAUAGGCUCAGAGGUUGUUGAUUCUGGGAAUGUUCAAUCAAGCAAUGAUGAGACAAACAAUGUGAAAGUGGAUGUAGACAUUAAUGCAGAUAGUAUAGACUGGGAUUUUUCUGUGGAUAGUUCUCAGAUUGAUUGGGAUAUUGGUACUUUGGAAGAAACAGAGGAUACUGGUAAUGGUUUGGGUCCUUAUGAAAUGGUUAAUGCGAGUGAGAUCUUGCAGAGUGCUCCAAAUGAAGCUGUAAAAUCUGAUCAGAUCCCAGAGAUCUCCGUGUCAGAGAUAUCUUGGGAUAUUAGUGUUGAGACUCCUCAGGUUGAUGCGAUUGAUGAUGUCAAUUUUCCUAAUGUAGUCGUAGACAAUCAAACAUCUGGUCUUGAUACUUCAACUGAAACAACUGAAAUCAAGGAAGGCAGGAGCCAACUUUUGGAGACAGAGUACAGGAACAAGAUUCUUGAUGAUCUGAAUGAGGUGAAAGCUUUUUUAAAUCAGCGAUUGGUUGAGUUGAAGAAUGAAGAAACUUUGUCCUUGCAACAUCAAGUCCAGGCAGUUGCUCCCUUUGUGCUGCAGCAAUAUGCUCAUGAUGCCAUCGUGGCAAUGCUAUCUGAUGUUUCUUUGGCCAUUUCACUGCUGACAAAUAGGAAGACAAGGGACUUGAUUAUGAUUCUCAACUCCAAAAGGUUUCUAGACAGAUUAGUGAGUUCAUUGGAAGAAAAGAAGCAUCAUGAAGUUAAGUUGAAAGAUGGUUUGAAGGGCAUAGCUGCCAAACGCAUGGAGCUGCAAAAUUCAUUAUCUUCUUCCUGGCCUAAGCAGGAAGCGGCUCUUGCAAAAACUCGGGAGCUGAAGAAGCUGUGUGAAAGCACCCUUUCAUCCAUGUUCGAUGGAAGACCUGUUAAUAUAAUUGGAGAGAUCAAUACCCUUUUGACUAGUGGCCUUGGUGCAUAG
Molecule: messenger RNA, 1671 nt
Organism: Prunus armeniaca (apricot)
Lineage: Eukaryota; Viridiplantae; Streptophyta; Magnoliopsida; Rosales; Rosaceae
Source: the annotation of a GenBank genome assembly